Messenger RNA from Photinus pyralis (common eastern firefly), 1548 nucleotides. RefSeq lists its product as uncharacterized. The transcript has 6 exons. The coding region runs from base 255 to 1016 and encodes 253 amino acids. Lineage: Eukaryota; Metazoa; Arthropoda; Insecta; Coleoptera; Lampyridae. The record is from RefSeq and is a predicted model, not a curated record.
GCUGAAACCACUGUGUUAUUGACUAGUGAUUAAACCUUCACAUUAUUUUGUGCUUUUAAUUCGGCCUGAACGGUUAUCUCAUUAGUAAACCGUUCGACUUCGAAACCGUAAAAAUAGUUGGCCCAGUAGAGAAAAUUACCUCGUUAACAUAAACAUAUUACACAUAUCAGUGCAAGAAUACUUAAGAAAAACCAUAUGCGAAACGAUUCGAAAGUGACCAAUAUUUGGGUGGUCACGCAGGACGUUAAAAUUGAAUGCGUCGACGAACGAGGUUUCCAUCUCCGAAGUGUGGUAAAAAUGAGAAAAAUUUCUCAUUAUUAAAAUUAGCUCCAUAUGUGAAGCAAUGCAAAGAAGCCGACCCAAAUCUCCUUAAUUGUUUAAUAGACGCAGUACACUACCUAAGACCUUACUUAAAAACGGGUAUAGAAGAAAUAGAACUACCAUCAGUCGAACCCUUUCAAAUGGACGAGCUUAGCUUGUCACUAACAUCAGGGCCAAAUGGAUACAAAGUUUCCCUCAAGAGCAUCGACAUUUUUGGCGCAAGUAAUUACACCGUUGAAAAAAUUAAAUUGAGUGAAAAUGGCAAACCGUUCGAAGCAACUAUAAAGAUACCAGAAUUGCGAAUUGGUGCCAGAUACACCAGCAGUGGCGUACUAAUCAUCUUACCAGCUAGCGGAAAUGGAACCUUCCACGCCAACUUUGGUGAUAUCACCGGAAAAGUUCAAGGACAAGUCAGUGUCAAUCGAAAGGAUGGUUUGGAUUAUUUGAACGUUGACACCCUAAGUUUGGACCUCGAUGUGGCAGACGUACGGAUGGGUGUAAGGAAAGUGUUUAAGAAUAAUCCCAUAUUGACUCAAGCGAUCAAUCUGUUUCUACGGGAAAACGGUCAAGAGGUCCUAAAGGCGAUGUCGCCCCAAUUAAGGAAGAAAUUAUCGACGGUCUUCCAAAGCAUUGCAAAUCAGCUACUCACGCAUAUACCUCUGAAAACUUUUUUAGUUCCUCGUACCUCGGUUUAACACCUCUUGACUUGUAGGGAUAGUUAUGACCAUAUUGGUUAGGACUAACUACUAGGUUUUUAUUGAGUUCUAUUCAGAGGAUUCACGUUACUCGAUAGAGACAUUCCAAAUUAUAAUUUUCCUAGUCAUUGUUUAGAGGUAUCGUUCGUCUCAUACUUUUGCGUUUAUUCAAAGUUGUCCCAUAAUAUUCUCAAAUAACAUGAAGAAUAAAAAGUAAUCAUUAGUGAAAUGCUUCACGGGCUCAUUCACAUUUGAAUAUAACUUUCCUCAUAUCAUUUUUUUAUUGCACUCUAUUAUAAGUGUAUUGCUUUUUGAAUGAACCCAAAAGGUUUAGACGGAUUAAAAUAAACUAAAAAAAGACGGUUUUCUAGUGAUUUAGUAAUAUAUUAAAGUACAUAAUUAUAGGUACUACGUCGAUAACUUGGAAUUUGAUUAGAUAUAAAUAAUCGUGAAAAAUAGUCUCCUUAAUUGUAUUUUUUUAUGUUAUUGUCAAAAAGAGUAGUUCAAGAAGGCACCCUUAAAGUAUUAACAA